GCGAUCCCGAAAUCCUGGGGCCGCAGAUCGGGGAUUGUGUGACAGGCAGCUAGUAAAAAGAUGUGAAGAUGGCGGAGUUACAAAUGCUUUUGGAAGAAGAGAUUCCUGCGGGUAGAGGCGCUUUACUGGACAGCUACGCGAAUUUAGAGCGGGUCGCCGAAUACUGCGAGAGCAAUUACAUCCAGUCUCCCGAUAAGCAGAGAGCAUUAGAGGAGACUAAAAGCUACACGACUCAGUCCCUGGCCAGCGUCGCCUACCUGAUCAACACUCUCGCCAACAAUGUGCUGCAGAUGCUCGACAUCCAGGCGUCUCAGCUACGCCGCAUGGAGUCCUCCAUCAACCACAUCUCACAGACGGUGGACAUCCACAAAGAGAAGGUGGCCAGGCGUGAGAUCGGCAUCCUCACUACUAACAAGAAUACCUCUCGCACGCACAAGAUCAUCGCUCCGGCCAAUCCCGAGAGGCCUGUGCGCUACAUCCGCAAGCCUAUCGACUACAGCCUGCUGGACGACGUAGGACACGGCGUGAAGUGGUUGUUAAGGUUCAAGGUUAAUGCCCAGAACAUGAAGGCUGGCACGACCCCACGCACAGGUGCCCCUACCCAGAAACCACCCAGCCCUCCAGGCCCGGGGAAGGGCACCAUCGGGCGCCACUCCCCCUACAGGACGCUUGAACCCGUGCGUCCCCCCGUCAUUCCUAACGACUAUGUGCCGAGCCCGACCCGCAACACGGCUCCGCCCCUCCAGAGCCCGGCACGCUCCGCCUCCGUAAAUCAGAGGACCCGCACGUACAGCAGUGGCAGUAGCGGAGGAAGUCACCCGAGCAGUCGCAGCAGCAGCAGAGAGAAUAGUGGAAGUGGCAGCGUGGGAGUGCCUAUCGCCGUGCCGACGCCGGCCCCUCCCACUGCUUUCCCAGCAGGUACUGCCUCCACCCCUCCGAACCCCCCCAAGCCCCCUCCAAGCGUGUCUAUCCCGGCUCCCCCGGCACCUCCUCCUCCUCCUACCCCCGAACCCACACCUCCUCCUGCCCCUCCUGCUCCCCCUGAGAUCCCACCUCCCCCGCAACUGCCCCCCAGCACCGGCAACGCGACCGCUCAAGGAAACGGGCCUCAGUUCUACAGCAUGAACCGACCAGUGACGAGGCAAAACGCACCCUCAGUAGGCGGGUCUCUGCCGUAUUGCAGGCCAUCGUCAGUCACCAAUCAGCCGAGCAACGUACCUCAGAACACUCACGCAAACAUGAGCCAGACCCAGCUUAACGGAGGACCACACUACAACCAGAACCAAGCCCCCAUGGCUCCGCCUCCUCCCUCUGUAUUACAGAUCACACCCCAGCUGCCUCUCAUGGGAUUUGUGGCUCGGGUUCAGGAGACCAUCUCGGACGCACCUCCUCCUCCACCCCCUGCGGAAGAGCCAGCAUUUGUGGACUCGACUCCGCCCCCGCCUCCACCCGAGGACUAUGAGGAUGAGGAGGGCGAUGAGGAUGAAGAGUCGGCGGUGGUGGAGUACAGCGACCCGUAUGCCGAGGAGGAUCCGCCAUGGGCUCCUCGCAGCUACCUGGAGAAAGUGGUGGCGAUUUACGACUACACCCGCGACAAAGAGGACGAGCUGUCCUUCCAGGAAGGAGCCAUCAUCUACGUCAUCAAGAAGAACGACGACGGCUGGUUCGAGGGCGUCAUGAGCGGCACCACCGGGCUCUUCCCUGGAAACUACGUGGAGUCCAUCAUGCACUAUGCUGACUGAGCCACCGGGUGGAGCUGCUCUCCAUCUCUCACUCUCUCUCUCUCUCUCUCACUCUGUCUCUCACUCCAAAAACCUCCCACACACACACACAGACUUCAUUAAACACACUGACUCACUGGACGCGUGACAAAGAGGACGAUCUGUAUAUUUGUGAAAUUUUCCAAAUUGUCUUAUUAGUGAAGUGUGUGUGUGAGAGAGAGAGAGAGGUGUUCAUGUCUGUCGGGAGAUUGAUAUCUAAGAUUUAGACUUAAAGAUUUCUAAGGACCAUUUUUGUCUUAAGUUGAGUCUUUAUAGAAACACUAAAUAUUCCUGCUGCUGGUUUCACUCGACACUAGGUGACUAGACUGUGUACUUCUCUUCCCUCCACUCGUUUUUCUUUCUUUCUUUUCUCCUGGACUCGGGAGAGAUCUCCGAAGGACAGCGAGAAGGACGACGUCUCCGGGCUCCUCCUGGCGCUCGGCUCGAACCCGAACAGCAUCACGGACUGAGAAGCGUUUUCUUGUUCCACUACAGAAGGAGGAGUGUUCGAAGUAGAGCUGGAGGAAUAUUCCAGAUGUUUUCCUUCACUGAAAACAGCCAAUCAGAGCGAUCCUGGCUGCAGAGAUCGACGUUUGUCUAGAAAAAGGGGGCGGGGCUCGUUCAGAGCGUUUCAGCUCGCUGCUUUUAAACCUUUUAAAGGAAAACUCUACACUGCUUUGUGUUGGAAACUGUAAAAAGACUCGGCUAGUCGUCCGAUCUGAGCGAGCGUGCGGAAAUGAGAAGCUGAGAGACCGAGGAAAUCGCUAAAGCACCGCUGCAUCACUCUGUAAGAUAGAGACGAAUUCCUCAUGGGUAAUCUCGGAGCUAAAGAGAGUACGCAGAUUAGAGUUUUCCUUUAAUCCUUACAUCAUUUCCCCCCGGCUCUUUAAUUUUUUUUUUACAAUCUUCGUAGUUUCCUCACCUCCUUCAUUCCACUUGGUCACUUUGCAGUCUUUAGCGGUAGUUUAUACCAAAGGAAUCUUUCAGAUGUGCUCCUUCACUAAGGGUGUAUACGACGGGACUGGAUACCCAAACCAUCCACACUUUUAUUUCCAUCAGAGAUUUCAAUCACAGAUUUUACUGAUGUGUGUGUGUGUGUGUGUGUGUUAAAUCUAUUGAAUUUAAGCUCGUGCCAUAAAGAAGUGUCUCUAGAUAGUCAGAGAUGUUUAUGAAGAAGAUUUUCUUUUACCAUUCCUGCCGUUUGUGUUAGCGUGGGGUGAAAAAAAAUAUACUGAAGCUCUAGAAUAAUACGUUAAAUAUUAUUAUUAUUAUUUUUUAAAAAGAAGCAUCAUUUCAACCAGGUCUGGAUUUACAACACUAUGUGUACGUGACACUAUAUUGCUUAUUAUUAUUAUUAUUAUUUUUAAUGAUGAUGGUGUAUAUGACUGAUGUAAGAAUUGUAGAAACACCCCGUCUUUCACCUGCAAUAACGUUCGCACAGAUAGAAGAAAGCACAAGUGUGUGUGUGUUGAGUGGGAAGAAGAAGAAAACCAGCCCAAACUGCUGAACAUCCUCACAGAGCCGUGGUGUGUUCUCCUCGUUCUUAUUUAAAAGUUUUAUUUUUUACACUAUGAGGUACUAUGAUGUCUAUACGUGAGUGUGUGUGUGUAAGAGAGCAUGAAUGUGUCGUGUGGAACAUCCCGAUGUUUGUGAUUCUAUUUGCUCGCCUGUGCAAAUGUUCUUUCUUUUUUUUUGAUGGAGGGUUUGUGACGCGUGUGUGUGAGAACCGACUCCUGCAUGGUGGAUCAUUUCUGUGACUUUAUUAUUAUUAUUUUUCUGCUGAUGGAGAAUAAACUGGAUCGAUCUAGUCUGCACAACUCUCA
Molecule: messenger RNA, 3583 nt
Organism: Hemibagrus wyckioides
Lineage: Eukaryota; Metazoa; Chordata; Actinopteri; Siluriformes; Bagridae
Gene: abi2b
Product: abl-interactor 2b
Exons: 12
Coding region: 69-1742 (557 amino acids)
Cellular component (GO): lamellipodium
Molecular function (GO): SH3 domain binding
Source: RefSeq, a predicted model, not a curated record